This is a messenger RNA of Ailuropoda melanoleuca (giant panda), 1424 nucleotides long. It is a transcript of the gene GKAP1, whose product is annotated as G kinase anchoring protein 1. The transcript has 11 exons. Gene Ontology annotation, biological process: signal transduction. NCBI's taxonomy places the organism in Eukaryota, Metazoa, Chordata, Mammalia, Carnivora, Ursidae. The record is from RefSeq and is a predicted model, not a curated record. Bases 38 to 1129 code for a protein of 363 amino acids. Gene Ontology annotation, cellular component: Golgi apparatus.
UUCUUGAUAGAAGUAUUUUAAAAUAGAAAUCUUUACAAUGGCCUCAGCAGUACUUAGUUCUGUUCCCACUACCGCUUCUCGUUUUGCCCUGUUGCAAGUAGAUAGUGGCAGUGGUUCUGAUUCCGAGCCUGGAAAAGGCAAAGGUCGAAAUACUGGAAAGUCUCAAGCAAGCAAAUCAACUACGAAUGAGAAAAAGAGAGAAAAAAGAAGAAAAAAGAAGGAACAGCAACAGAGUGAAGCAAAUGAGCUCAGGAAUCUUGCCUUUAAGAAAAUUCCCCAGAAAUCCUCCCAUGCCAUUUGUAAUGCUCAACAUGAGCUUUCAUUACCAAACCCAGUGCAGAAGGAUUCACGAGAAGAAAAUUGGCAAGAGUGGAGGCAAAGAGAUGAGCAGCUGACAUCUGAAAUGUUUGAAGCAGAUCUUGAGAAGGCACUGUUGCUAAGUAAAUUAGAAUAUGAAGAACACAAAAAGGAGUAUGAGAAUGCUGAAAAUGCUUCAACUCAGGCAAAGGUUAUGAAUAAAAAAGAUAAAAGAAAGAAUCAUCAGGGAAAAGACAAACCUCUCACGGUAUCACUGAAAGAUUUUCAAUCUGAAGAUCACAUUAGUAAAAAGACUGAGGAAUUGAGUUCUCAGACUUUAUCACAUGAUGGAGGAUUCUUCAAUAGACUGGAAGAUGAUGUUCAUAAAAUUCUUAUUAGAGAAAAAAGAAGAGAACAGCUUACAGAAUAUAAUGGAACAGAUAAUUGUGCAGCUCAUGAACACAACCAGGAAGUAGUUCUGAAAGAUGGAAGAAUUGAAAGACUAAAGUUGGAACUUGAAAGGAAAGAUGCUGAAAUCCAGAAGCUGAAAAAUGUGAUCACUCAAUGGGAGGCAAAGUAUAAAGAAGUAAAGGCAAGAAAUGCACAGUUAUUGAAAAUGCUUCAGGAAGGUGAAAUGAAAGAUAAAGCAGAAAUACUUCUGCAAGUUGAUGAAUCACAAAGUAUCAAGAAUGAGCUAACUAUACAGGUGACUUCACUUCAUGCUGCGUUAGAACAAGAAAGAUCUAAAGUGAAACUAUUACAAGCAGAACUAGCCAAAUACCAGGGUGGCAGAAAAGGGAAAAGAAACUCUGAAUCCGACCAGUGUAGGUGAUUCCAUUAGCCUUUGAGGUCAACACAAAAAUUAAAACUUUCAGGGUUUUGCAAAAAUGUAUAUAUUUAAUGCUGUGCAACUGCUAAACUAUGCAGUUUUUGUUGAAGAAACUUUAAAAUUAUUAGCUCACUAACAGUCUAUAAUUUUAUGUCCUUUUGGCUUAAAGUGAAAAGAAGAAAAAUAGAAUUCCAGCAGAACUCAAUGAUUAUUGUUUACUAUCCAUACUUCUUAUCACUUUAGUUUUUCAUCAGUCAAUAAAAUUAAUUUACUCUUCCAUUAAUAUGUUUGAUUUUUU